AGCUACACGUUUUAGUAAACUUUUUACUUCAGUUAGUUAAGAAAUCAAUGUCUGGUUGAAGGGUUGAAGCAAGAUCGUUGCAUAAGCCAUUGUCAGAAGACUCUUUACGAAAUGACCAAAACGUCCUCAACCUAUACCUCCUCGCUCAUCCAGCUACCCCCCAACGCCUUCAAUCUGCACAUCACAGUUUCCCUUCGGUUUCUAGUUGCCGAAACUGUAAGAUUUCUGUAUACUUUUGAGCAUUUUAUGGUUGUUCCAGAUUCUCUGCUUCAUGGGUCCUCCGGUGCUUAAGAUUUUGUCUUGAUUUGAUCUUUUUCUGGAUAAGUAGGCGGUUAAGUAGGCAUUUUGAAUUAAUGGGGAUGUAUUUUGAUGUGGGUUUGCUUCAUUUUUGUGGUUGAUUAAUGUUGAAAACUUGAGUACUUUGUGCGGGGUGUUCAAAAGAUGGUGAUGAUCAGUGAGUUCGAUUGGGCCACAUUUGACCAUUUCCGGCCUUUCUUCACAAGGGUUUUCUGUUUUCGUGAGAGAAUGGCAAAGGUUCAUUGUAAAAUCUUGGUAUUUCUAUCAUUGGAUGGACUUGUGGCAAUGAUCUCAUUGAUAUCCUUCCUUUCAGCCAUGGCAUUUGGAUAUAUGUAUUUAUUUCCCACUCAUAGCCCAGUCAUUCGUAGUUAUGGAAUUCCUGAGUCCAAUGUAUCUAAUGGUAGAUCAAGAUGCGAUGUUUUUAAAGGAAGGUGGAUCCAUGAUGAAAGUUAUCCUUUAUAUGAUUCCUCUAGAUGCCCAUUUGCAGAACGUGGAUUUAAUUGCUUGGCUAAUGGGCGGAAAGAUAGUGAUUAUACAAAAUGGAGGUGGAAGCCGCAGAAGUGCGAUAUUCCAAGGUUCAGUGCAGGUGCGAUUCUGGAGAAGCUUCGUGGGAAAAGAGUCGUUUUUGUAGGUGAUUCAUUGGGUAGAACACAGUGGGAGUCUUUGAUAUGUUUGCUUAUGACAGGGGUGGAGGAUAAGAGGAGUGUAUAUGAAGUCAAUGGGCAUAAGAUCACUAAACAGAUUAUGUUUUUAGGUGUACGUUUUAGUUCUUUCAAUCUUAGUAUUGACUUUUAUCGAUCAGUUUUCCUGGUACAGCCUGGUCCGGUGCCAAGGCAUGCACCGAAGAGGGUGAAGUCAACUCUGAGACUUGAUAAGUUGGAUGCUCUUAGCAAAGAGUGGAUUAAUUCUGAUGUUCUGAUCUUUAAUUCAGGACACUGGUGGACAAGGACUAAGCUCUUUGAAAUGGGCUGCUAUUUUCAGGUAGGUAAUUCGCUGAAGCUUGGAAUGCCAGUCUCUAAAGCCUUCGGGAGAGCAUUAGACACUUGGGCAUCUUGGGUAGAGACUAUGAUCAACAGAAAUAGAACAAGUGUAUUCUUUCGGACUUUCGAAUCAUCCCAUUGGAGUGGUCGAAACCGGAAUUCUUGCAAAGUGAGUAAACGCCCAUCAUUGACAUCUCAUGGGAGGGACCGAAGCCUAUUUUCUGACAUGAUAAUCAAGGUUGUGAAGAAAAUGACCACUCGUGUAACAGUUCUGCAUGUUACACCAAUGGGGGCAUUCCGGAGCGACGCGCAUUUGGGUAUUUGGAGUGACCAUCCGUCUGUGCCUGAUUGUAGCCAUUGGUGUCUACCUGGUGUGCCUGAUACAUGGAAUGAAAUUAUUUUCUCAUAUCUCCUGUCCAACAAUGGGGUAUCCUUCACUGAACAAUAGAAGUUGUGCUGACUUUCUUGUUCUUUACCCAUUUGCUAGAGAACCAAAGCGAGUUUGGGAUGGUGGUUGCUAAAUAUCUGUGCUUUAGUCCCGCUCAUAUAAGGGAAGGAGAAGGACCCAAGGAUUACCGAUUGAACCAAAAAAAUAGAGGGAAAAAAGCAGAGUUUGAGAUGAACUGCAAAUUGCAUGUCAGUAGACAGUAGCUAUGGCUGCUAGAAAUUAAAUUUGUAUAAUAACACGUAUUUGUGAAGAUCUGAAGCAUUAUUUUCAAAUGAAAGCUUCCAUAUAUUUGUAAAGGUAUCUAGCCCGUUGGUUUGAUAAUUAA
This is a messenger RNA of Corylus avellana, 2050 nucleotides long. RefSeq names its product protein trichome berefringence-like 7. Gene Ontology annotation, cellular component: Golgi apparatus. Lineage: Eukaryota; Viridiplantae; Streptophyta; Magnoliopsida; Fagales; Betulaceae. The record is from RefSeq and is a predicted model, not a curated record. Gene Ontology annotation, molecular function: O-acetyltransferase activity.